Messenger RNA from Sorex fumeus (smoky shrew), 1549 nucleotides. It is a transcript of the gene TBX6, whose product is annotated as T-box transcription factor 6. The record is from RefSeq and is a predicted model, not a curated record. Bases 76 to 1353 code for a protein of 425 amino acids. Gene Ontology annotation, molecular function: DNA-binding transcription factor activity, RNA polymerase II-specific; RNA polymerase II cis-regulatory region sequence-specific DNA binding. The transcript has 8 exons. Gene Ontology annotation, biological process: vasculogenesis; regulation of transcription by RNA polymerase II; cell fate specification. Gene Ontology annotation, cellular component: nucleus. NCBI's taxonomy places the organism in Eukaryota, Metazoa, Chordata, Mammalia, Eulipotyphla, Soricidae.
GGAAGGGGCUGAGCUGCGAGCUAUAAAGGGGGCAUCGCUCAGCACCAGGCAGCCUGCGCUGAGCUCGACAGGACCAUGUAUCACCCACGAGAGUUGUACCCUGCUUUGGGGACGGGCUACCGCCUGGGCCCCCCACAGUCAGCUGCAGAAUCCGGCUUCCCACCCACCCUGGCAGAGGGCUACCGCUACCCAGAUCUGGAUCCCCCCAAACUGGAUUGCUUCCUCUCCGGGAUCGAGGUGGCUCCCCGUGCCCUGGCUGCGCCCCCACCUCUGCCCUCUCUGCCCCCAGCCCUGGGCACUGAGCAGGGCCACCCCACCCCGGAGGCCUUGCACUCGCUCCCUGGAGUCAGCCUGAGCCUGGAGAACCGGGAGCUGUGGAAAGAGUUCAGCUCCGUGGGGACCGAGAUGAUCAUUACCAAAGCUGGCAGGCGUAUGUUCCCUGCCUGCCGAGUCUCCGUCACGGGCCUGGACCCCGAGGCCCGCUACCUGUUUCUCCUGGACGUGCUCCCGGUGGAUGGGGCCCGCUACCGCUGGCAGGGCCGGCGCUGGGAGCCCAGUGGCAAGGCCGAGCCCCGCUUGCCUGACCGUGUCUACAUUCACCCCGACUCUCCUGCCACGGGGGCCCACUGGAUGCGGCAGCCCGUGUCCUUCCAUCGAGUCAAACUCACCAAUAGCACGCUGGACCCGCAUGGCCAUCUGAUCCUACACUCCAUGCACAAGUACCAGCCCCGGAUACACCUGGUGCGGGCCGCCCAGCUCUGCAGCCAGCACUGGGGGGGCGUGGCCUCAUUCCGCUUCCCUGAGACCACGUUCAUCUCUGUGACUGCCUAUCAGAACCCACGGAUCACACAGCUGAAGAUUGCUGCCAACCCCUUUGCCAAGGGCUUCCGGGAAAAUGGCAGAAACUGUAAGAGGGAGCGAGAUGCCCGUGUGAAGAGGAAACUGCGGGCUGCAGAGCCGAUAGCCACAGAGGCCUAUGGGAGUGGAGAUGCACCAGGUGGGCCGUGCGACUCCACCCUGGGCGACGUCCGGGAGGCAGAGGUGGAGCAGGCCCCAGCGUCCUGCGGGGGCGCCAGCGCCGAGGCCUACCUCCUGCACCCCGCAGCCUUCCACGGCGCCCCGGGGCACCUUCCCAGCAGGACCCCCAACUUCCCUGAGGCUCCAGAUUCGGGGCGCCCAGCCCCCUACUCAACUGCCUUCCUGGAGCUGCAGCCUGGGCCGGGGGGCUCAGGAUACCCGGCGGCUGCACCCCCGGCCCCCUUUGCGUCACAUUUCCUCCAAGGGGGUCCCUUCCCCCUACCCUACCCUGGUCCUGGGGGUUACUUGGAUGUGGGUACCAAACCAAUGUACUGAGCUAUUGUUGGGGGGUGGGGGGCUCUGUCUUCCUUCUACCACUAACCUCUAGUUCCCUUCCCUGGGGCCUGUUGCCCCCACUUCUCCUCGCCCCAUCCCCCACGCCAAAUGGCUGCCUUGAGCCUCCCCCACCCCUACUUCACACUUUGAUUUUACUCCCACCCCCCUCUGGCUUCAAAGCUCAGCCUAAUCUGCU